Molecule: messenger RNA, 1204 nt
Organism: Myodes glareolus (Bank vole)
Lineage: Eukaryota; Metazoa; Chordata; Mammalia; Rodentia; Cricetidae
Source: RefSeq, a predicted model, not a curated record
AGGCAGGUUAAUGAGCUGGGUGGAGGAGGCUCCGCGAGGCCCUGCACCCUCUCUGUGCCCGCGGCCAGGGCGCAGCGGGCGAGGCUUGGGAGCGGGAUGGGGCUGGCGGCAGCGGCGGCUCCCCCACCUACUUGCUGGCGGCGAGGCGCAGGGGCCUGGGGCCAGCAGCGCGGCUCCCAGCUCCCAUCCCGACUCUUGCUAAGGAGCGGAACACGCCCCACGUCAGCCUCAUCUGUUUAGACUUUUCCAACUGCCACUUUUAAGCUGUCAUUAAAGACCUGGGGCGCUCCCCAAAGGUCUGGGGCAAGUCCGCGCCGGUCUAGCCAGCCCCGGGAAAGUGCAAGAAGAAAAGACUGGGAGGUGUUGGUGGGAGGGAAGACGUGGGAAGAGGAGUUUUCCGGGACCCCAGGGACCCACUCGCCACCCAUUCCGGACACUGUCCUUCCUGCCCCAGAGCAAAAUGACACAACACCCCGGGGCAAGGGGUGCCAGGUUGGCACUAAAGCAGCACGGAUCCCUAAAGGACGAGCGGGAGAGCGAGCUGUUGGAAAAAGUGAACUUGGACUUUGGGUCGACCCCACUCUCCCACAAUUCUGGCAAUUCCGAUCUUCGGGCGUUCUCAUUUUUAAGUUCGCCAACCGCCCUGCAUUCGCCCCCCGGGCUGCGUUGCCUCCGGCGCAUGGGGGCGUGCACCUCGGAAACUGGAAAGACAGCCAAAGAGCUCGCCGGGUCCCUCUUUCCCAAAGGAGAUACAGCCCCACUUCCAGCCAAACUCCCGCCCCCGAUGCACCUAGGCUCUGGGCAUGUCUUCUCGGUCCCCACCUCCCAUUCUCGUUCUCUCCUCGUGGUGGUGGGGAACAGCACCCUACUGCCACUCUUUAGCUGUUCUUUGGUGGCAAUAGCCAGAGUAGUCUCCAGAGAUGAGCUUCAUCCUAACUUCAUCCUAACUAUUUGGGAAGCCCAAGUGUCCCCAGGUUCUCUCCAGCGAUGUCUGAAACUCAAGACCAUAAAGAACCAAGGGAGCCAGAUCCCAGUAGAGUACCCAUGUGCCAGGCCGAACCUCCUGGAGGCAGCCUCACUGGGUCCUUGCGUGUGUCAUUGGAAUUUGCCUCUAAGUCUCAAUUCAUUGCGCUGUCUUGCGUCAGAUACCCUGUGCUGCGCAGGCUUCGGCAUCAUCCGUACCUGCACGAAAGGUUCUCACUAG